This is a messenger RNA of Capra hircus (goat), 2050 nucleotides long. RefSeq names its product fucosyltransferase 1 (H blood group) (gene FUT1). Gene Ontology annotation, molecular function: galactoside 2-alpha-L-fucosyltransferase activity. Gene Ontology annotation, cellular component: membrane. Gene Ontology annotation, biological process: carbohydrate metabolic process. The record is from RefSeq and is a predicted model, not a curated record. NCBI's taxonomy places the organism in Eukaryota, Metazoa, Chordata, Mammalia, Artiodactyla, Bovidae.
CCUCGCCGCCGGCACCAGGAUGCCCGGGCCAGCUCCAGACGCCUGGGCGUGGCCGGACUCGGAGCAUCCACAGACACCGGAGUGGAAGAGGGAGAAGUCGACGGACCGGAGCAUCCGGAUCUAGCAUGGCAGUUGCAAGCUAGAUCUCAGUGUCCACGAGAAGAUGCGGCUGCUAGGGAGGCCAGCCAUGUGGGCUCCCAGCCAUCGUCACCUCUGUCUGAUCUUCCUGCUAGCCUGUGUUUUUGCCUGCGUCUUCUUCCUCCUCAUCCACCAAAACCUCUUUCACAGUGGCUUAGACCUGUUCCUGCUGUGUCCAGACCGUAGCCGGGUGACCUCUCCCGUGGCCAUCCUUUGCCUGUCAGGCACACCAGUGAACACCAACGCCACCUUUUCCUGUCCCAAGCAUCCUGCCUCCGUCUCAGGAACUUGGACCAUCGACCCCAAAGGCCGGUUUGGGAACCAGAUGGGGCAGUACGCCACGCUCCUGGCCCUGGCCCAGCUCAAUGGCCGCCAGGCCUUCAUCCAGCCCUCCAUGCACGCCGUCCUGGCCCCCGUGUUCCGCAUCACACUGCCUGUGCUGGCGCCCGAGGUGGACAGACACGCUCCCUGGCAGGAGCUGGAGCUUCAUGACUGGAUGUCGGAGGAGUACGCCCACGUGAAGGAGCCCUGGGUGAAGCUCACGGGCUUCCCUUGCUCCUGGACCUUCUUCCAUCACCUCCGGGAGCAGAUCGAGUUCACCCUACACGAGCAUCUGCGGCAGGAGGCGCAGCGUUCGCUGAGUGGGCUCCGCUUCCCCCGCACCGGGGACCGCCCGAGCACCUUCGUGGGUGUCCACGUGCGCCGCGGGGACUACCUACAAGUGAUGCCUCUCCACUGGAAGGGUGUGGUGGGGGACCGCGCUUACCUCCAACAGGCUAUGGACUGGUUCCGGGCCCGGCACAAAGCCCCCAUCUUUGUGGUCACUAGCAACGGCAUGGAGUGGUGCCGGGAAAACAUUGACACCUCCCGGGGGGAUGUGAUCUUUGCCGGAGAUGGGCAGGAGGGUGCGCCCCACAAAGACUUUGCGUUGCUCACACAAUGCAACCACACCAUCAUGACCAUUGGCACCUUUGGCUUCUGGGCCGCCUACCUGGCUGGUGGAGACACCGUCUACCUGGCCAACUUCACCCUGCCUGAUUCCAGCUUCCUGAAGAUCUUUAAACCUGAGGCUGCCUUCCUGCCUGAGUGGGUGGGCAUUAAUGCGGACUUGUCUCCGCUCCAAGGGAAGGCUGAGUCUUGAGGAACAGGGAGACUUUCUGAAAUAGCCUGAUCCACAUAGGGCCAAUAGUAUGCAUUUCUGGAAGCCCAGAAGAUUCUAGAGAAGCCUGUGGUCCUGCAGGUGGUGGACACCCAUUUCUAGAGUCAUUCUAGUUGGCUAGACUUGGAGAAAAGGGGCAUGGGUGUUUUCUGCCACUGCUGGAACAUUCUAGAAUCAAUGGAAAAGCUUUGCAUGGUGGGUGGCGAUGUCUGGAAAAGUUCGUGGCAGUUCUAGAAGGCACAGUGCCCACCUGUUCUUCCCAGGCCAUAACCAGAGUACUUCUAGAUCACUGCCCCCAGUAACAGGGAAUUCACCAUUCCAGUGUUGACCAUCCUGGCCUUUUUUGAGAAGAGAGAGUUCUCUUCUCUGGGUCAGCAGGACUGAAGGAACUCAUGGGUGUUCUACAGAAAGCACCCACCAACUCCCCUUCUGUGGUUCUGGAAUGAUUCUAGAGGGGUGGGGAGAUGUUUUCUGGAGAGGGUCAACUCUAAUGCCUAUAAAGAACCCUGCAGGGCCCUUCCAGAGGGGAUGGGAUUCUAGAAUUUCGGGUAACCUCAGCAAGCUGCUGCUGCUGCUAAGUCUGUUUAGUCAACUCUAUGCGACCCCAUAGACGGCAGCCCACCAGGCUCCCCCGUCCCUGGGAUUCUCCAAGCAAGAAUACCGGAGUGGGCUGCCAUUUCCUCCUCCAGGGCAUGAAAGCGAAAAGUGAAAGUGAAGUCACUCAGUCGUGUCCAACUCUUCAUGACCCCAUGG